Molecule: messenger RNA, 582 nt
Organism: Biomphalaria glabrata
Lineage: Eukaryota; Metazoa; Mollusca; Gastropoda; Planorbidae
Exons: 2
Coding region: 64-378 (104 amino acids)
Source: RefSeq, a predicted model, not a curated record
ACUGCUGUUUUUUUUUCUUCGUAAGAGAAAUUAGAACUGAUUCAUUCAAGAUAAACUGACGCAAUGUUGAGUCACCUCUGUUUCUUAGUUUUGGUUGGAUGUGCGGCUGUCAUCAGCCAGGAAGACGCUCCAUUGCCAAGUCCAGAUUUCGAGCAAAAAAUUGCUGCAGCGGUUGACACAAUCAAACAGGCAGCUAAAGAGCUUGAGAAUGUUGAAGGUACAAAAGAUACAAGGGACCAGUCAUUGAAUGAAUACCUGUCUUCACCAAUGAAUCGUCGUUCCAACGAAAACCUCAUUAGAAAAAGCAGAGAUUUCUGGGGUACCGUUUGGACUGUCGCCAAAGUGGCUGGUGUAGCUGCUGCUGUCUUCGGGAAAUAAAAUCGUUUCAGAUUUGACGCUGUAAUGAAUUAAGAACUUUUAAUGACAAAUUUUGUCCACAGUUUAAAAUAGAAAAAAUGUAUUUGUGUCAAUGUCUUUAUUUGUUGUUUGAUUCAUACUACACAGCUGUUGAGCUGUAAGAAAAUUGGAGAUAGCAGCCACUGGAUUUUAAAAUAAACUUGUAAUUGAAAUUAAAAUACAAAA